GCCCCCCGCUGUUGCAGAUGACCAUGGGCGGUGGUAGUCACUUUCCUUCAGUCAGCUCGUGACCACAGCAGGGGUCUCUGUCAAAACAUCCGGCUAAACAAAAGUAUGAAGUAUGUGGCGCUACUGUCGCUGCUCUUGGCGAAUGUGGUGAAAGAGCCGACGCCGCUAGUGAAAGUGGGGAGCGGUCUAGUGAGGGGGCGAGUGAGUGAUAAUGGCAGGAUAUAUCAGUAUUUUGGAAUACCGUACGCUACUGUUACUGAGAAGAACAGGUUUCAGGCUCCAUUGCCGCCACCAAAAUGGGAUGGCAUCUUCGAAGCUAUCAACGAAAAUGUCCGAUGCCCACAAAAAAUGUUCGGUCCGAUCAUUUUGGGUGAUGAAGAUUGUCUUAAAUUAAAUGUAUAUACGCCAGCUACAGUAUCUCCAAGAAAACCACUCCCAGUAAUGGUAUUUAUUCAUGGUGGAUGCUUCUUAGAGGGAACUGGUUCAGCAUUUAUUUAUGGUCCAGACUUCAUUGUCGAGCAAGAUGUAAUUUUUGUCGGUAUUAACUACAGGCUGAACGUAGAAGGAUUCCUCUGUCUUGGUAUAAAAGAAGCACCUGGAAAUGCAGGUCUAAAAGACCAAAUAGCAGCUUUGAGGUGGAUUCAAAGAAAUAUCGCGGCAUUCGGAGGUGACCCUAACAAUGUAACUUUGUUUGGUGAGAGUGCGGGAUCGGUGUCGACUUCUUACCUCAUUCUAUCACAGGCAGCCAGAGGAUUGUUUCACAGAGCCAUAUUACAGAGUGGUGCAACGAUAGCUCCUUGGGCAAUCCAACAUGACCCUAUCAAAACAGCCAGAACAAUAGCGCAAGAAUUUGGUUAUUUGGGAAGCAAUCCUCAUGAAAUUUACAAAGUUUUAUCAACUAAGUCAAUCAACGAAUUAAUAUCUGCUAUCAAAUAUACGAAGCGAAAAAAGCUUGUUACAGCUGAAACGUUAUUCGUACCGUGUGUUGAAAAGGAUAUACCGGGCGUCGAGUCCGUUAUUACAAAAUAUCCAAGCGAAAUAUUGGAAGCUGGUAACUAUACAAAAAUGCCUAUAAUCAUUGGUUAUAACGAUAAUGAAGGUAUAUAUUUUACUGGUACGACCCACGGGAACAGCAUAAAGAAUGUUAACGAAGAAGUGAACCUGGACGAUAUAUUCCAUAGUGAUUUAAUAUUCCCGUCUGAGAUAACUAAAAAUGUUACAGUUAAGGCUAUUCUAGACAGAUAUUUUUCACCAACAAACGAUGACCCUAUAAUGGACUUAGUCGAUUUAAUAUCUGAUGUUCACAUAAAAUAUCCAACGGCUCUAGAAUCCACGUUAUAUGCCAAGACAACAGAUCAGCCAAUUUAUUACUACCUCUUUAAGUAUAAUGGAUACAUUAACAUGCCAAAGAUUAUAUCUGGUUUUAUGUUUAAGCCAGGGGCGUCUCACGCGGAUGAAUUGUUUUAUUUGUUCAAACCUCACACUUUUCCAUUGCCACCUAGAUUAUUUGAAAUGGAUAUGAUAAAACGGAUGGUGACGCUUUGGACAAACUUUGCUAAAUAUAGUGACCCCACGCCAAAGAUCACGAGCCUCCUUCCAGUGCGGUGGCGGCCGAGUCGAGCAUCGAAUCCCAUAGCUCUCAUCAUAGACAGUCGUCUCACCACCGCGCCCAUGUGGGAUGACAACACCAUGAGCUUUUGGAACAACAUGUAUACUAAAUAUAGAAGAAAGAAUUACGGUAUUUUCACACCAGUAUUAGAAAUAAGUCAAGGCAAACUACGAGGAUUGCGGGGCAAUGGGCAGGACCGGUAUCUGAGCAUACCUUACGCGACCUGCGAAAGAUUCCAGCUACCCAAGAAACCACCGAAAUGGAAAGGAAUACUGAAUGCUAUAAAUCCAUUCGUAAGAUGCCCCCAAAAAAUGUUUUUCUUCACAACUGGCGACGAAGAUUGCCUUUAUCUUGAUGUGUUCGUCCCCGAAUGGACAAAGAAAUCUGAUAAAUUACCUGUGUUGGUCUUCAUACAUGGAGGAGCCUACUUCAAAGGGAGUAAGGAAUUAUACGAUCCAGAAUUUCUCGUUAUCAAGGGUGCGAUUGUAGUAAAUAUUAACUACAGAUUAGGGGUAUUAGGAUUUUUGUGUCUCAAUGGUAUAUCAAAUCUUGGGUUAAGAGACCAGGUAGCGGCUUUAAAAUGGAUACAACAGAAUAUAGCUUUAUUUGGAGGGGACCCAGAUAAUGUGACACUUUCUGGACAAAGUGCUGGCGCGAGUUCUGCGUCUUUACAUUUACUCUCCAAUUUAAGUAAAGGCCUAUUCCAUAAAUCAAUAUUAAUGAGUGGCAACGCGUUUUCGACGUGGGCUUUCAACGUUGAACCUUUCUCAGUUGCAUUAGAGGAUGCGAGGAAAAUAUCAGCAGCGGAUACGGAAGAGGAUGUGUACGACAUAUUUGCUAACGCCCUCGUGUCCACACUUAUGGAUGCCACUUACGAUACCUCAGUGAACCCACGAUACUUCAAGUACUCACCGUGUGUAGAUAACAAUUUCACAGACCCGUUUUUCAAUGGCACUCCAUACGACAUCGUGAAAUCUGGAAAGUUCAAUAAAGUCCCUAUAAUCGUGGGAUAUACGGACGCGGAAGGUGGGUUCUUUUAUAGGUUAUUGAGUAACAAAUUAGUUAAAGAUUUAAAUGAAAAUUUCAGUGAUAGAUUGCCAUGUGUAUUUUCCUGGUGUUCGGAGAAAGAAAGAAAUAAAAUCGGGAAAUCAUUGCGAAACCAUUACUUUAGACAAGGAUCUAUUAAUUAUAAAACGUCUGUAAAGGGCUUGAUUCAAUACUACUCCGACUGGAUUGCGUACGGCUCUAUUAACGCGUUUUCAAAAAUAAUGACUGAAUUCUCUGAUCAGUCUGUCUUCAAUUACCAGUUUUCUUAUGAUGGUAGCAGAGACUACGGUAAACUCAUUUCAGGGGUGGUCUUUGAGGGCACAACUCAUGCUGGUGAGUUGUUUUAUAUAUUUAAACCCCUGGGUAUGUCGUUACCUAUGCCCGAAAAUGACCGAAUAAUGAUUGACAGAUUCACAACGCUAAUUCUGAAUUUUAUGAAACAUGGGUACGUAUAA
Messenger RNA from Vanessa atalanta (red admiral), 3111 nucleotides. Its product is annotated as esterase FE4-like. NCBI's taxonomy places the organism in Eukaryota, Metazoa, Arthropoda, Insecta, Lepidoptera, Nymphalidae. The coding region runs from base 106 to 3111 and encodes 1001 amino acids. The transcript has 7 exons. The record is from RefSeq and is a predicted model, not a curated record.